This is a messenger RNA of Mesorhabditis belari, 951 nucleotides long. The record is from the annotation of a GenBank genome assembly. Lineage: Eukaryota; Metazoa; Nematoda; Chromadorea; Rhabditida; Rhabditidae.
AUGUUAGUCGCUUGGUAUUGUUCGAUUUGCUGCAAGAAAGUCACGUUCUCGGGAGUGUACGCUCCAAAAAGUGAUGCGGAGAUGGACGAAUUCGAGAUUUGUUUGAGAGCAUCUGGGUUGAGCGAAAGCGUGAUCGAAUACGUUCGAAUGAAGAGGAGAACCCUGUCGAAAGUUCGCGUUUGCACAUGGCAUGUGCCGACCUACAGCAAGCUGGCCGAACCUCAAUGUAAAGCGAGAAGUCAAAAUAUCCUCCCGGAAUUUGUGGAAAAUCCAAACAGUCCAACGCAAAUCGCCGAAACGUUCCGGAAGCUCGCCGAUAAGAUUUGUAAAGAUGAAAAUGAAUUGUCGAACAUUCCUUCCCUGACGGGAUUGCCGAAGGACGAGAGCCCGUCGGAGUGCUCGAAUCUGAUCUUUGGAGACGAUCAAAAUCUUUACGAAGGCACUAAAAACGUUGGGGUUCCGCUGUUCUCAAAGAAACGGAAAGCCGUCAAGCGAAGCCUCGACGAGGAGUCUCUGGAAAUCGAGGAUUUGGUCGAGAAUCGCAGACAACGACUCAAGAAUUCGUCUUCUUCACAAAGCCAUCGAGUUCCCAUCCUUACAAGUCAAAGCAAACGGGUCUCCUCGCAAACGCCAUCAACGAGCGGUUUAGAAAGUUCGAAUUGGUGUUCAUUGGAGGAUUUGCUUGACUUUCAUUCUUCGAUCACGCAGAUCAAUUCACAAAUCGUUCAAGUGCCGGAAGUCGAAGUUCAGCAACAAUCCGAAACGCUAUCCUUGAUAAAAGGUUCCUAUUUCUUGAUUUCUGGUGAAAUGCUAUUGGAGUUUCUGCAAAAUUGUCGAUGUGAGGAAAAUCUUUCCGAGCGUCUCGUUGAUGUACCCAAAGGAAAUUUCCCAUUUGUGCACUCAACAUGUCCAUGUGGUGGAAUGCAAGUUUAUCGAGGAUUGCCAAAACUA